GAUGGUAAAAUUAUUUUAAGUGUUUGGAGAAAUGGGAAAAUUCAACCUUUUACCAUAAUCAGGUACAUUGCUAUCUGUAAUUAAUGAUGCCCAUAUAUAUGGGCGUACAUCAUAAACUUUUACAUCGAAUUGUUAAAGAAUUAUUUCAAGAGAAUCAGAAGAAGAAGUCAGAGUUUGGAAUAUGAAAAUUUCUAAAAUUUUUCUUAUUUUAUAACAAAUUUAAUCUUAGCCAAAUAUUUAUAAAAAUCUCCUGAUAUAAGAUGUACUUAGUUUGUAAAUAAUCAGAUGCACCGAAAUAUGCUAAACAUGAGCUUAUUCAAGGGGUUUUGACUGAAAUAAGUAAAGCAGGUAGGUACGUUUGUAACCUUUUUGGAUUACAGUUUACAACAAUGCUAAAGCUAUCUGAUCUCUUCACUUAGUGAGAUGGAAGAAUAAUAUUCAUCUGGCUUCCCUUUAGAACCCCUAGCUGAUCUCUUUGAUGAAAGCCUACCAAGCAGUACUUUAAUGAUAAUUCUUUGCUUAAGUACGCUAGAUAGUCAAAUUUAUAAAAAUGUUUCUAAGAUGAUAGGAAUUAGAAUAAAGAUUUAGAUGUAAAAAGCUGAAAUGAAACAAUAAAAGGUGGUUGAAAAUGGUUAGCCAAAAAAAAAAUCAAAAAAAAAUUAAAUUAUGCAAAAAUCUCUAAUGAUUAUUCAUUAAAUUUAAGCAGAUAGAAUUAGAUUGAGAAGUUAUGAGUUUUUAGCCAGUUUUUUUAAAAUCGAAUAAAUGAAAAGCCUUUCAUAAAUAAAUUUAUGA
Messenger RNA from Paramecium pentaurelia, 792 nucleotides. The record is from the annotation of a GenBank genome assembly. Lineage: Eukaryota; Ciliophora; Oligohymenophorea; Peniculida; Parameciidae.